Molecule: messenger RNA, 4555 nt
Organism: Indicator indicator
Lineage: Eukaryota; Metazoa; Chordata; Aves; Piciformes; Indicatoridae
Gene: DENND4B
Product: DENN domain containing 4B
Exons: 25
Coding region: 1-4464 (1487 amino acids)
Biological process (GO): regulation of Rab protein signal transduction
Cellular component (GO): cytoplasmic vesicle
Molecular function (GO): protein binding
Source: RefSeq, a predicted model, not a curated record
AUGGCAGACGAGAAGCCCCCGCAGCUGGUGGACUACUUCGUGGUGGCCGGACUGACGGACACCUCGCGGCUGCUGGAGGAGGAGGGCCAGCAGCAGCGCGCGGCGCGGCCCAGCGAGCACAUCACCGACGUGGCGGUCAUCAUCCGCUCGCAGGGUGAGGAGGUGCCCCACGGCUUCACCUGCAUCGAGACCACCACCUCAGGCCACCCCGUGGACCUCAACGCUGGGCUGCUCAACAACCCCCAGAUGUUCAUCUGCUACAAGCGCAGCCGGGACAAGCCCCCCCUCAUCGAGCUGGGGGUGCACUACGAGGGCAAGGACCGCCCGAAGCCGGGCUACAAGAUCCUGGACACGACGCCCUACAGCCGCUCGGCCAACCUGAACUCUGGGGGCCCUGGGCACCAGCGAACCUUCCUGACCUACCGGCGGGCAGCUGAGCCCCACGGCCACAGCACGCUGGGGGUCACCGACAUCUGCCUCAUCAUGCCCAGCAAGGGCGAGAGCACCCCACACACCUUCUGCCGGGUGGACAAGAACCUCAACACCAGCAUGUGGGGUCCUGCCCUGUACCUGUGCUACAAGAUCGCCAUGGCAAAGGCCAACACCCUGGUCUAUGAAGCAGGGCUGCUGGGGCGUUACCCCGAGCAGGACAGUGAGGCCUUCCCCCUGCCUGAGUCAGUGCCUGUGUUCUGCCUGCCCAUGGGGGCCACCAUCGAGAGCUGGCCGGAUGACACCAAGUACCCUCUGCCUGUCUUCUCCACCUUCGUGCUGACCGGGGCCUCAGGAGACAAGGUGUAUGGAGCAGCCAUCCAGUUCUACGAGGCUUUCCCACGGGAGCGGCUGUCGGAGAAGCAGAGCCUGCGGCUGGGGCUGCUGAGUGUGGUGGACAGGCGGCCAGUGCCGGGGCGCUCGCUGCAGGCACGCAAGAGCAUCUGUGUCCUGUCCCACUGGCCCUUCUUUGAUGUCUUCCGCAAGUUCCUGAUGUUCAUCUACCGCUACUCCAUCUCAGGGCCCCACGUACUGCCCCUCGAGACGCACAUCUCCCACUUCAUGCACAACGUCCCCUUCCCGUCCCCGCAGCGCCCUCGCAUCCUGGUGCAGAUGUCCCCCUAUGACAGCCUGCUGCUGUGCCGCCCCGUAUCCUCCCCGCUGCCGCUCAGCGGUGCCAGCUUCCUGACGCUGCUGCAGAACCUGGGCCCUGACAACGCUGUGGCACUGCUGGUGGCUGUGCUGACCGAGCAGAAGCUGCUCAUCCACUCCCUGCGCCCGGACGUCCUGACCAGCGUGGGCGAAGCCCUGGUGGCGAUGAUCUUCCCCCUGCGCUGGCAGUGCCCCUACAUCCCGCUGUGCCCGCUGGCGCUGGCUGACGUGCUGUGUGCCCCCGUGCCCUUCAUUGUAGGCAUCCACUCCAGCUACUUCGACCUCUACGAGCCCCCCAGGGACGUCAUCUUCGUCGACCUGGACACCAACACCAUCUGUCACCACCAGAGCGAGGAGCGCAAGCUGCUGUCCCCCCGCUCCCUGCCGCGCCGGCCCUGCAAGGUGCUGCUGGCCACGCUGCACAGCCUCUCCCAGCAGCUAGACGAGAUGUACAGCGGCCCUGGGGAGGAGGCAUCGCUGGAGCUGCUGCUGAGCGACGCAGAGGCAGCUCGGGGCCGGAGGGCGCAGCUGGAGCUGGAGGCUCGCGCAGCCUUCCUGCGCUUCAUGGCCUGCACCCUGCGCGGCUACCGCAGCUUCCUGCGUCCCAUCGCGCCCGCGGCCGCCGCCCGCGACACCGGCAGCCUCUUUGCCCUGCAAGGGUUCCUCAAGUCCCGGGAGCGGGCAUACCACCGCUUCUACGGGCAGCUGCUACGCACGCAGCUCUUCACGCAGUUCAUCGAGGACUGCUCCUUUGCCAGCGACCGCGACCCCUGCCUCGAGUUCUUCGACACCUGUGUGGACAAGGUGCAGGUGGAGCUGGAGAAGCCGGAGGACACCCCACUGAUGGAGCUGGAUGACCCCCGGGGGGGUGAGCACACCGUCUUCAUCACCCCCCCGGAGCAGCCCGCAGCCCCUGAUGGCUCUGAGCUGCCUGCGCGGUACCGCUAUGACAGCUUCCCCACCCUGCGGCCGGAGCUCCUGGAGCCCCCCCGGGACCCACUGGUGGCUCAGUUGUGCCAGGCCAGGAGCAGUGCUCCCAGCAGCCCAGCCCCACGCAGGACCAAGCAGGAGAUGAAGGUGGCCCAGCGGGUGGCUCAGAAGUACUCCUCUGUGCCUGACAUGUGGGCCAAGUGCCUGCUGGGCCACUGCUAUGGGCUCUGGUUCCUCUACCUGCCCACCCAUGUCCGCGCCGCCCCUGCCAAGCUGCGGGCGCUGCAGUUGGCGUACGACGUCCUGCGCAAGAUGGAAGCUCACAAAGUGGUGCUGCCAGACGAGGUGUGCUACCGCAUCCUGAUGCAGCUGUGCGGGCAGUAUGGGGAGCCAGUGCUGUCGGUGCGAGUGCUGCUGGAGAUGAAGCGCGCUGGCAUCGUGCCCAACACUGUCACCUACGGUUACUACAACAAGGCAGUGCUGGAGAGCAAGUGGCCAGCUGGCACCCAGGGCGGCCGCCUGCGCUGGGCCAAGCUCCGCAAUGUGGUGCUGGGAGCUGCCCAGUUCCGGCAGCCCUUGCGGCAGCGCCAGCACCGAGCGGCCGCCACGGCCCCCUCUGGUAGGUUGGGUCUGGGGGGGAAGCUGGGGAGGGGCUGUUACCCCCCACUGACACCCCUCAUCCCCACAGGUGACCGAGCGUCCCCCGUGCCCCGGCCUAGCCUGCAGCGCCAAACCACCUGGGCCGGCCGCAGCCUGCGGGACGCUCCCCCAGCCCCCCGCCUGGUGAAGAGUGGCAGCCUCAGCUUCCCUGGCAGCACCCAGGGUGAGGGGGCCCGGGGGAGGCCAGGGGAGCCCCUGAUUGUGCGGCCCCCACUUCUUCCUGCAGCCCCAGACCCAUUGCCCUCGCGGCUGCGGGGCGCCCCCAGCUCAGCCGAGGGGAGCCUGUCUGACGUCAGCUUCGCCACGGACGAGAGCGACCGGGCAGAGGAGAGCCCCGCGGGCGGAGGGGGGGCGGCAGGGGGCACGCCGCGGCGGGGGCUGGCGGCCAAGCUGCAGCAGCUGCUGUCCCCUGGCAAGAGGUCCCCGCUGCGCCCGGCUGCCAGCACAGAGCUCCCCACCGGUGGCCGCGACUCCACUGCUCGCCCGCGCCGGGGCUCCGAGCAGCAGGACCGGGACCCCCCCGCCCGGCGUAGCCCCGCCGAGACACUGCUGCGCCCACGGGAGCGCCCCGAGUCCACUGCUUCCGAGAGCUCAGUCUCGCUGGGCAGUGAGCUGGACCUGUCAGACACCUCUGUGGGCAGCACCGGUGUUCCCAAGGCUGAACCGCAGCCUGAAGGGGCGUCUGGGCAGGAGCAGCCCAUGGUGGAGGUGCUGCUGUCCAGCUGCUCGCGCUGCCAGGGCUGUGGCGCCCUGGUGUACGACGAGGAGGUCAUGGCAGGGUGGACCUCCGACGACUCCAACCUCAACACCACCUGCCCCUUCUGCACCCGCUCCUUCGUCCCCUUCCUCAGCAUCGAGAUCCAGGACUUCCAGCUGCCCCCCAGCACGGCCAAGGAUGGCUCCCCUGCUCCUGCUGCCACCCAGGGACCGGUGCUGAGCGACCGCCGCCACUGCCUGGCGCUGGACGGGGGUGAACCGGAGCUCUGCAAUGGCUACCCGGAGAUGGUGCCGCGGCGCUCGGAGCGAGUGGCCUUCGCCUACCUGAGCCCCUUGGUGCUGCGCAAGGAGCUGGAGAGCCUGGUGGAGAAUGAGGGUGGAGAGCUGCUGGCACAGCCGGAGCUGGUGGACAGCCACCCCAUCAUCUACUGGAACCUGGUCUGGUACUUCCAGCGCCUGGAGCUGCCCAGCAACCUGCCCCGCCUGCUCCUAGGCUCACACCUUUGGCCCCGUGCCCACCUGCCUGCCCCACAGGGGCAGCUCCUUGACUCCCCCAAUGUCCGUGUCCGACUGCUCUGGGAUGUCCUGACCCCUGAGCCUGACAGCUGCCCCCCGCUUUAUGUCCUCUGGAGGCUUCACAGCAAUGUCCCCACUCGUCUGCAGUCCUGGCGGCCCCAUGGCCACCCCUUCUCGCUGGCCUUCCUGGAGGCCCUGCUGAGCCACGUGGGGCUGAACGAGGUGCACAAAGCCAUUGCCCUCUUCCUCGAGACCCUGGCAGCCCCAGGCAGUCCCCGGCACCUGCAGAGGAGCAUCUACCGGGAACUCCUCUUCCUCACGCUGGCGGCACUGGGCAGGGACCACACAGACAUUGCCGCCUUCGACAAGAAGUACAAAGCUGCCUACGCCAAGCUGGCCGGGAGCCUGGGCAAGGAGGAGCUGCGGCGGCGGCGGGCACAGCCCCCCAGCUCCAAAGCCAUCGACUGCCGCAAGAGCUUCGGGGCCACCCUCGAGUGCUAGAGCUGCACCCCCCAGGCCCUCUCGCACCUUGGGGACAGACAGGGGGGUUCCAGCCACCCCCAGCUCUGAUCCUCCCACAAAGGGUUUUCUA